Messenger RNA from Pelobates cultripes (western spadefoot toad), 1108 nucleotides. NCBI's taxonomy places the organism in Eukaryota, Metazoa, Chordata, Amphibia, Anura, Pelobatidae. The record is from the annotation of a GenBank genome assembly.
UAACUGCACAAGCACUGCUCCACCAAUAACCUCACACCAAUACACAACUGUGCAACCCCUACCUCCCAAUAACUACACACCUACUGUUCCACCAAUAACCUCACACCAAUACACAACUCCCAAUAACUACACACCUACUGCUACACCAAUAACCUCACACCAAUACACAACUGUGCAACCCCUACCUCCCAAUAACUACACACCUACUGCUACACCAACAACCUCACACCAUUACACAACUGUGCAACCCCUACCUCUCAAUAACUACACACCUACUGUUCCACCAAUAACCUCACACCAAUACACAACUGUGCAACCCCUAGCUCCCAAUAACUACACACCUACUGCUCCACCAAUAACCUCACACCAAUACACAACUGUGCAACCCCUAGCUCCCAAUAACUACACACCUACUGCUACACCAAUAACCUCACACCAAUACACAACUGUGCAACCCCUAGCUCCCAAUAACUACACACCUACUGCUACACCAAUAACUUCACACCAAUACACAACUGUGCAACCCCUUGCUCCCAAUAACUACACACCUACUGCUACACCAGUAACCUUAUACCAAUACACAACUGUGCAACCCCUGCCACCCAAUAACUACACACCUACUGCUCCACCAAUAACCUCACACCAAUACACUACUGUGCAACCCUUACCUCCCAAUAACUACACACCUACUGCUACACCAAUAACCUCACACCAAUACACAACUGUGCAACCCCUACCUCCCAAUAACUACACACCUACUGCUCCACCAAUAACCUCACACCAAUACACAACUGUGCAACCCCUAGCUCCCAAUAACUACACACCUACUGCUACACCAAUAACCCCACACCAAUACACAACUGUGCAACCCCUAGCUCCCAAUAACUACACACCUACUACUCCACCAAUAACCUCACACCAAUACACAACUGUGCAAAUCUUACCUCCCUAUAACUACACACCUACUGCUACACCAAUAACCUCACAUCAAUACACAACUGUGCAACCCCUACCUCCCAAUAACUACACACCUACUGCUACACCAAUAACCUCACAUCAAUACACAACUGUGCAACCCCUAGCUCCCAAUACUGUUACACCAACUUAA